GUGACUACCAAUGGGGAAAGCAAGUUGCAACCACUGCGCUAGAUGAGAGCGCAGGCAGGACAUCCGAACUUUUCAACUUGCCUUGACAAGGAAACAGAAUACAUGAACCAGGAGGAAGGAAGGAAGGAACGACACAAACUGUCUUUUAGCUUGCUUCACCAACAUGACAUAACCAACAAAUGCACAUUUGUGGUGAAUUGUGUUAGCUAGCUGGCUAACUUUCUAGCUAACUAAUUCAUUGCCACAUUACAAGCUAGCUAGGCUAGCCAGAUUCGUUUACGAUUAUUAACGCGCACACGGCAGCUAGCUGAUGUUACUGUCUGAAAAGGCUGGGACGUCAACAUCACACGGGAUAACGUGCGGUGUUUACUAACAUUUCGCUCGCUCAGUUACGAAUUUUGUUGUUAAUAACUAGAUGAAUUAGCUAGCUACAUACCAGACGAUAGCUAGUCCUGACAGCUAUCGUUAGCUAGCUACGUAUUCCAUGCCAUGGCAUUAGUUUUGUUUGUAAACGUUCGCCUGGUUACAUACUGUUGGUUGUGACCGUGCCAAAGAAAUAGAUGUAUUAUUGAGAGAAUCAUGGCUAAAAUAGAGAAUGGUCGCCAGUCGGCCGACUCGAGAAGUAUCAGGACCAUUAGUAGCAGUCAUAUGGACGACGAGAGCUCCCUUGGCUCAGACUCCGAGAUGAACGGCUUUACCAACGACAGGCACACUGAUAAAUAUGGAUUUAUUGGAGGGGCGCAACAGUAUUCAGAAGAAUCGGCUCAGGAUGUCCCUCCAGAGGUGCUGAGGCAGCGAGAGGUCAAGUGGCUAGACAUGCUGAGCAACUGGGACAAAUGGAUGGUCAAGAGACACAAAAAGGUGAGACUGCGGUGCCAGAAAGGAAUCCCUCCCUCACUGCGAGGCCGUGCUUGGCUCUACCUGUCAGGAGGAAAAGUGAAGAGGGAACAGAACCGGGGGAAGUUCGAGGAGCUGGACAGUCAGGCUGGAGACCCAAAAGAGCUGGAUGUGAUUGAGAAAGACCUGCACAGACAGUUCCCCUUCCAUGAGAUGUUUGUAUCACGAGGGGGCCACGGACAGAAGGACCUGUUCCGUGUUCUGAAGGCUUACACGCUGUACAGGCCAGAGGAGGGCUACUGUCAAGCCCAGGCCCCCAUUGCUGCUGUGCUGCUCAUGCACAUGCCUGCUGAGGAUGCAUUCUGGGGGCUGGUCCAAAUUUGUGAGAAGUACCUCCCUGGAUACUACAGUGCAGGGCUGGAGGCCAUCCAGUUGGAUGGAGAGAUCCUGUAUGCUUUGACGCGGCGUGUCUCCCCCAUAACCUACCGCCACCUGGAGAAACAUAAAAUAGAGCCCAUUCUCUACAUGACAGAGUGGUUCAUGUGUGCCUUCUCCCGCACCCUGCCCUGGGCCUCAGUUCUCCGUGUCUGGGACAUGUUCCUCUGUGACGGUGUGAAGAUAAUUUUCCGGGUGGGCCUGGUGCUGCUGAAGUGCAUGCUGGGUACCCGUGAGAAGCUGAAUGCGUGUCAGGGCCAGUAUGAGACCAUGGAGCUGCUGAGGGCCAUAGAGCCACGCUACAUGCAGGAGGGCUUCCUCGUCAGGGAGGUUCUGGAUGUGCCCAUCUCAGAGCGGGACGUUGAGAGUGAGCACCAUGUUCAGCUGAAGCGCUGGAGGAAGAACCGCGGUGAGCUGCACUGGAAGUCUCCUCCCAGAAUGCACGGUGCCAGGGCUAUCAUGGCUUCGGAGCCUCCCAGUCGCCAGGACCUUCGUCAGAACCCCACCAUCAUUGUCGAGUCGCCCCUGCCUGCCCCUCAGCUGCAGAAGGGAGAGAAGAAGGGCAAAGAGGAGAAGAAGAGCAUUAAGAAAACCCCUCCUCCUGUCACAGAGAUCCUCAACCCUUAUAAUUUACCUGGUGACCCUAAGCUUCCACUCAGAGAUCCUCAGCUUCCACUCAGAGAUCCUCAGCUUCCACUCAGAGAUCCUCAGCUUCCACUCAGAGAUCCUCAGCUUCCACUCAGAGAUCCUCAGCUUCCACUCAGAGAUCCUCAGCCUACUCUGAGAGACUCACCAGCACAGAAGCCCCUCGUCAAUGACACACCCCUCCCAAACACACUUAAAGACUCUCACCUACCCCAACAACCAGCCCUUAAUGACCAACCAGUUUUUAACGACCAGUCUCUUCUCAAAGAGUCGCCCCUCCAGAUGUCCAGACAGAGCCUGAGUAGCACAGAGGCAGAUCAUCAGGACACAUACCUGUAGCUCUUGCUGUGGGCAGAAGGUGGAACUGCAUGUGUGAAACUGGGCCUGAUGGUGAGUGAGAGAAGAACUGGAACAACCCCUGUUUUAUCCUGGACAGUUCUCAUUCACUCGCUCACUCACUCUCAGGCCCUCUGCAUGCCAACCAAGCCCUCUGUCUCUUUAUCAGGCACUAGCACAGCUCAGCCAUAUACCAGCAACUGGGUGUACCAUGGCUAAUGUCACUGCAGCCCAACUAUGAGCGACAAUUGUAUAUUUUUCAUAUAAUUUUUAUUCUGCCUGCUUUUAAGACACCGUAUUGCCUAGAGCAAGCACACAGUCAGCAGCAUACACUAAUGCAUCACUGCCAAGUGUUAUAAUACUUUCAUCCUUAUGUUACCUCUUCAUGCUUCUUCACUCUGACUGUUAGUGAUGUGCAAGGGAGAUACUGUUCUUUGUGCAACGGACAUGCUAUUGAUUUAUUGGUUGUGUAGUUGUAUACAUAAAACAAUCAUCACCUAAUAGACUAUCUGAUUCUAGGGUUUAACAAGAGAUUUGAUUAAAUCAAACUGCCUUCAUUCGCACAAAAUGGGAGUGUUUAUAAAAAAUAUAUAUAUAUAUAUUCAUUCAAAGCUCCCAACCACCUGUGGUUUGUAGGUAAUAGAAAUUGGAAAUAUUAACUUUUUUUAAAACUAAGCUAUACUACUAUUGAUACUUUUUAAAUUUAAUAUAAACACUUGUCAUUUCAUUUUGAUUAAUGCUUAAGAAAGACCUGGGUAAAUAUUGUUUCAAGUCAGGUUGGUUGAGUCAAAUUCCCAGUUGGCCUUAUCGAUAAGUAAAGAGCUUCCAUCCUUCACCACCAGAGAGCAGUCUUGGUGUGUUUUCCUGUAUAUUCUGUUAUCCCAGCUGCUAACUUCCCCUUCCUAAAAAGGAACUCCGAGCACUCUUGUCUCGAAUUUACACUCAUCACAUGUCAAUUCCAUACUUUCAAAGGAACUUGCAAGCUUGUUUUACUAUACAGUAAAAGGUGACAUAUGACAUGUGCCUUGUACAACUUGUGUAUAAAUCUUCGACCCCUGUGGCUAUCUAUUGUCCCUGCCAGGUGGUAAUGGACCUGAUGUCUAGAGACCAGACACAAAGCCUCCCUGUGCCAGGCAAUUCCAGUUACUAUGUAGCAUUUAACUCAUGUAAGGUAUGCAAGAAGGAGAGAGGACUGGACAUUCCUCACAAUGAUUUGACACAUUCCUGCCCUUGGGUUUCUUAAAAGCCUAUAUGUCUUGUAUGUCUUGCAUGCUACAUGUACAGUAUUCAUGCAUGUUCAUAUUUCAUAGCAGUUAGCUGGAUUGUUCCACCAAUUCGGUGCCUUUUGAAAGUGUAACUUGGUCAACCUAAUUUGAUUUCACCUAAUUUUAACAUUGUCAUUAAAAGCACUUUUUUUUCUUUUUUCACUUUUACCCUCUCGAGGUUAAAUAAUAAUAAUAAAAAGACUAAGUGCCAAAUAAAGUAACAAGGUUGACUGUAACAAGGUUGGUGAUUUAAUCUUAAAUACCCUUGUGAAUCUUCAAAAUUACUUUGUCAAAGCAACAAAAUAACUUUACAAUGAUGGUGAAAAUGUUAGGGUUCAGUUGGUUAAAAAUCUUCCUAGAAGUCAGACGGUGCACGGAGGAGCAUGUUAAAAUGCUGAAUUUAUUUAAUUAUCUAUGUGGUCUUUAUUAAAGGGCACUUCAUUUAAUAUAACACACUGUUAAAAUUCAAUAUUGGUGCACAAUUUCUACUUAAAAUAUCAAUGGGACGCAAAAGGCACUCUUUGUGGAACGGCCCGGCUGUAUAGUGCUAACCUCUGCUCCUCUGCACAGGUGCUGGGUGAUGUGGACCUUGCAGGCUAGAUACUUUUGUGUAUAUAUAGUGUUUGUGGACGUGUGUGGAUUCGGACAUUUCAACCACAUCCGUUGCUGACAGGUGUAUAAAAUUGAGCACACAGCCAUGCACUCUCCAAAGACAUACAUUGGCAGCAGAAUGGCCUUACUGAAGAGCUCAGUGACUUUCAAUAUGGCGCCGUCAUGGGAAGCCACCUUUCCAACUAGUUAGUUGGUCAAAUUUCUGCCCUGCUCGAGCUGCCCUGGUCAACUGUAAGUGCUGUUAUUGUGAAGUGGAAAUGUCUAGGAGCAACAACUGCUCAGCCAUGAAGUGGUAGGCCACACAAGCUCACAGGACGGGACUGCUAAAGCAUGUAGCGCGUAAAAAUCGUCUGUCCUCGGUUGCAACACUCACUACUGAGUUCCAAACUACCUCUGGAAGCAACGUCAGCACAAGAAUGAUUCGUCAGGAGCUUCAGGGUUUCCACAGCCGCACAAGUCUAAGGUCACCAUUCUCAAUGCCAAGCCUCUCCUGGAGUGGUGUAAAGCUCACCGCCAUUAGACUCUGGAGCAGUGGAAACGCAUUCUCUGGAGGGAUGAAUCACGCUUCACCAUCUGGCAGUCAAACAGACGAAUCUGGGUUUGGCGGAUGCCAGGAGAACGCUACCUACCCCAAUGCAUAGUGCCAACUGUAAAGUUUGGUGGAGGAGGAAUAAUGAUCUGGUGCUGUUUUUCAUGAUUGGGACUAGGCCCCUUAGUUCCAGUGAAGGGAAAUCUUAACGGAACAUUCUAGACAAUUCUUUGCUUCCAACUUUGUGGCAACAGUUUGAGGAAGGCUUCCUGUUUCAGAAUGGCAGUGCCCCUUGCACAAAGUGAGGUCCAUACAAAAAUGGUUUGUCGAGAUCGGUGUGGAAGAACUUGACUGACCUGUACAGAGCUCUGACCUCAACCCCAUCGAACACCUUUGAGACUAAUUGGAAUGCCGACUGCGAGCCAGGUCUAAUCGCCCAACAGCAGUGCCCGACCUCACUUAUGCUCUUGUGGCAGAAUGGAAGCAAGUCCGUGCAGUAAUGUUCCAACAUCUAGUGGAAAGCCUUCCCAGAAGAGUGGAAGAUGUUAUAGCAGCAAAGGGGGGACCAACUCCAUAUUCAUGCCUGUGAUUUUGUAAUGAAAUGUUUGAGGAUCAGGUGUCCACAUACUUUUGGUCAUUUUGUGUGGCUCUGUAAAGACAUGGAUCAGCUUAUUGCUACACUGAGUGACAGGUCCAGAUAUAUGGUGAUCAAAACCAAAUAACAAUGUGAUAAGGAUCAUUGGAUUGAUCCAUUGCCUGUUACUAUGGAUGCUUAGCCUUACUUGUUGCAUACCGGCGAAGGGAAUACUUUUGGGAUAUCUUGGAGUUUUCAUCUUUUGGGAUAACGUUGAAGCCUUUCCAUUUAAAAAUGUUAUAUUCAUUUGGGAAAAUCAUGAGGCCUGUUGGGAUAAAGAUCAGGCCUUUGCUUUGGGAAAAUAAUGGACAGUCUGUUGACCAAAGCCUUUUUGGUGAUUCAAGUUUAGAGGCAACUCAAGGUUUGCAGUCAGAUGUGUCAAAGGUUUUUAACUAUUAUGUUGUAGGCACUAUAGGAAAUUAUUCAGUAGAGAUUAAGACGUAAUCGACGACACUUAUUAUUGCUACAAUAUAUCAUUCCACUGAAUGCUGCAUGUUUGUUGUACAGGUCAUCUCUAAGACCUCACUAAAAAGCAAUAAAAGGUGAAUGGAGGUCAAGUAAACAAAAACAUAUUUGAUUUUUUAUUUAACCUGGCAAGACCGUUAAGAACAAAUUCUUAUUUACAAUGACGGCUUAACCCGGAUGACGCUAGGCCAAUUGUGCGCUGCCAUAUGGGACUCCCAAUCAUGGCCGGUUGUGAUACAGCCUGGAAUCGAACCAGGGUCUAUAGUGAGGCCUCUAGCACUGAGAUGCAGUGCUUAGAACACUGCGCCACUCGGGAGCCACAUAGCCUUUCUCCACCCAAGUGUAUAGUGGCCUGUAUCACAUAUUUCCCAUUUUGUAGCUAUUCUAGUUUAAUUUAAUGCUUAAAAUGUGUAUAUAAGACUAAUUUGUAAAAUGUCUUCUAAUUUGUAAAA
Messenger RNA from Oncorhynchus masou masou (cherry salmon), 6210 nucleotides. Its product is annotated as TBC1 domain family member 10A-like. The record is from RefSeq and is a predicted model, not a curated record. Bases 580 to 2256 code for a protein of 558 amino acids. The transcript has 9 exons. Lineage: Eukaryota; Metazoa; Chordata; Actinopteri; Salmoniformes; Salmonidae.